Molecule: messenger RNA, 1305 nt
Organism: Pestalotiopsis fici W106-1
Lineage: Eukaryota; Fungi; Ascomycota; Sordariomycetes; Amphisphaeriales; Sporocadaceae
Exons: 3
Coding region: 1-1305 (434 amino acids)
Biological process (GO): regulation of transcription by RNA polymerase II
Molecular function (GO): DNA-binding transcription activator activity, RNA polymerase II-specific; zinc ion binding
Source: RefSeq, a predicted model, not a curated record
AUGGAAUCUGAGCCCACCACAACCUCGUCACUACGAGAGACGACGCCGCGACGGAAAUCGCGUAAAGUCCGCAGUGGAUGUCGUGUGUGCAAGAGACGCAAGAUCAAGAAACCUUCAUGUCGCAAUUGCAUCAAGCAUUCGGCUACGGCUGCUUGUGCUGCUGCUGCUGCUCCCACUGCUGCUGGCGCCGUGGCUCGCCCAGAUGUCAACCUAAACUCCAGCUCCUCACCCGCGAACGGGAGUCUAUCCCACGCGUCCCCUCUGAGUCUGGAUCCCAUCCAACUGCAACUAUUGCACAACUACAGCACCUCGACAUGCUAUACCCUGUCCAGCUACGUGCCUCUGCGCACAAUGUGGCGCAUCAGCGUGCCACAGCUGGGCUUCUCGACCAGCUUCGUGAUGCGCGCCAUCCUGGCCCUCUCGGCGCUGCACAUGGCACACAACACGCGCACCCCGUCCAGCGCCGAGCGUUAUCUCUCCAUUGCGCGUUGCGAGCACGACGCGGCCCUGCGCACGGCGACGGAGCUGCUGCGCAAUGUGACGGCGGCUAAUUGUGCUCCUCUCUUCAUCUUCUCCAUCAUAACCUUUUUCUACACCAUGGCAUCCCCCCGACCAGCGGCACACAUGCUGCUCCUUGACGGCAGCGGCGUACCCGACUGGCUGGUUCUGCUGCGUGGCCUGCGUCAUAUCUCCGAGGCCGCCGCCGACGAACUGCUCGCGGGACCUUUUGCUGCCGCCUUUGCUUUCGGGCGCAUGAGACUUGACCAGUGCCAAUCAUUGCGUUCAACGUUGCCGCCGUCGUCGGCUUGGUUUUCCACCGUCGCGUCCGUGCAGCUGGCUACGCUCCGGCAACUCGUAGCCGUCGCCGUCGCCGAGUCCCAGACCCUGCUGACUUUGUACUUGGACACCAUUGACACACUGGAGAUGUGCUUCGCCAAGGCACAAAAUCGGCUACCGACCAUGGACCUGCGCACACUUGAUGCCAACGAUUCCAGCACCACAUCGGACGCCAAGGAGACGACUCUAGUCCUUGCAUGGCCGUAUUUGGCCUCAAACGAAUACAUAGAGAUGCUAGGCCAACGUCAAGGAGUGGCAAUGGUGAUACUUGCUCAUUAUUGCGUACUACUCCAGUCACUGAAUGGCUGCUGGUGGAUGCAAGGGUGGCCCUCGUACCUAAUUGAGAAUAUUUGGCAAGCCCUCGAUGCGCAACAUAGACUAUGGAUCCAGUGGCCAAUGGAGGAAGUCGGUUGGCAUCCUGGUGACUUGUCAGCAACGAGAGAAACUCUAACAGAGACUUCAAUCUGA